Paramuricea clavata is the source of this 714-nucleotide messenger RNA. Lineage: Eukaryota; Metazoa; Cnidaria; Anthozoa; Malacalcyonacea; Plexauridae. The record is from the annotation of a GenBank genome assembly.
AAUCAUUACCCGGCUGGGCCACAUGCACAACUACAUGAUGACCCACAUGCACAACUAGAUGAUGUCGAACCAAUUGAUCAAGAUCAACAACUUGAAGAUGAACGAGAUGACCAUGAUACUCAACGAGAUGAUGCUGAACGAGAUGAUGCUGGAUCAGAUGAAGUUCAUACGAUUUGUGAUCCUGAAGCGACUCAAAAGGAAUACGCCCUUCAAACUAGCCAAGCAAGCUCCUGUGAUCUCAGUCAAGAAUUGGACAUUAAACCAUCACAACCGAAGCUCCAGAAAUGUCCGAUAAAUACAAACUUUCCAAGCAAAAAAACAAGAUCUUUCAACGCGAGCUGGUUGAGCAAAUGCUGCAAAGCAUUUUGCUUUGCUUGUAAAAACGUCGGCUCAAGAAGUUCCGCAGACACCACAUUUACCGUAACUGGCUUUAGGAAAUGCACUAAUGCCCUAGACAAGGACAAAGGUUUUAUAAAACACCAGAAAUCAGAAGUUCAUAAAGUUUGCUACGAGAAAUGGAAGGCAAAGCUCCGAAUAUCAGAUGGACAAGAUACAAGUAUACUCGAGAAACUGGUUCCCGACCAAGCGAAAACAAUUCAAAACAACAGAGAGUACUUUAAACUUCUGUUCCAAUAUGUAAUUUGGUUUGCAACGAACGAAAUAGCAUUCUGGGGCCAUGACGAGGCGGCUGAUUCGAAGAACCCAGGCAACUGA